ACUGUUUUUGCUUAAUUGGUCAUUGGAGCCUCGACAAGCAUGGAGGUCAGGUUGGAAGUUUUGACGUCAACCACCAUCAAGCAGAAAAGGCCCUGGCCUCGUGUGUCCUGGUUGGGCCAGGAAAAGGAAGCUGUUUUUCUUUUGGAUGAUACACUCAUAAGUGAAAUUAAUUUGCUGUCGGGAAGGACAAAGAAGAAAAUCCCUCGCCUGCAGCCUUUCUUGAAGCACCUUGUUGUCCUCACAACGUCCAGUAAUGAUGCCUGGCUGGCUGGGCUCCUUACUACUGGGGAGCUUUUCCUUUGGAACAAAGAUCAAGAUUGUUUGAAAACGAUCCAAGCAACUGGAAAGCCUAAGGAAAUGAUUAAGGCUGCAGUAGCAAGCUCGUUGAGACUCUAUUUGUAUGUAUCUGGAGAUGGAAAAAGAGUUCUGAUUAUAACUCCUUCUGGAUGCAUAUUUCUUUGGGAAUAUUUGGAACUCAGGAAUAUCUUGUCUUCUAAAAGCCCUUCAUUGGUGGGCCAGUGGUCCCAGAUCAUACCUGAAGAAGCAGUGCGUUUGCCUUCCACUGACGAUAAAGAAGCUGUAGUGCAUGCUGUCUUCAUAAAAAAUGAGUUACUGGGAGACUGCUGCUUGUGUGCAUUUACGUUUUAUUCUGGGGAGUGUCUGAGGUUGACAUUUCUAGCAAUUCGGUGGCAUGAGAAUGUGUUUCCACCUGUGAGCUCAUGGCCAUACCGUGUUCACUGGGCACAGCAAGAUUGCCUUCUGGGUAGUCUGAGUCCUACGUGUGAAUCAGUCAAGUCGAGAGGAGCUUUGAUUUCUGCCUUUUCAAGAGAUGGCCUUACCCUGGCAGUGACUCUGAAUCAGAAGGACCCGAAGGCAACUCAGGUAUUAUUUGUAAACACACUGAAUUUUGUUACUCUCUGUGGAAGCCUUAAAGGCUGUAGCAAUAAGAGCCCCAUGGUUCCUGCUCCCCUUGUCAGGUCUUACUGGGUAGGCGACAUCAGCUGGACUCAUGACAGUCUUUUUCUGGCUUGUAUGUUAAAGCGUGGCUCCCUGGUCUUACUGACGUGCCAAGGUGAACUGCUAACAUUAGUCACGCGUGGCUGCUCGGUAGAAUUUGGGCCAGCUGAGUUUAUUCCUCUCCACCCACUCAUAACAUACAGGCCACCGCAGGGCACACUUCAGGAUUCAGCGCAUUCUGCAGACUCGUCAGCGUCGGCCAGCGACCUGAGGCGACAGAGGUUUUCCGUGAAAACCCACUCCCGGUUGCCCUACCUCGUCGCUUCUGACGGCUACAUGGUCACGACCCUGCGGUUUCUCGAUGGGCUGUCCCCCUCGGGGCUGCUGCGGUCCCUGCUGCUGGACGCGACCCGGCGGCUGGAGAGGGCGUACCGCGGCCUGGUGCUGUCGGAGCCGCGAGGCAGAGCGCUGAACUUGAGGUCUCUGGGGUCCCUGCGGUCGAGCCUGUUAAAACGCCACGGAAGCGAGCGUCCAGCGGACCCUCCCGUCCCCAGGUUCUUGCAGGAAGAGGAGACGGUGAAGUCGCACGAAAAAGCAGAUUGGCAGGAUUUCGAAGCAGAAGAAACGAACGAAAGCACACACUUUCCAAACAACUUGCUCUCUUUUUGGAACAAAAACAAUGAUCCGUCGUUGAGUGGUGCCAAGGAGGGGAGGCUGGAGUUUGCGUCGAUGUUCGACACGAUACACGCGGAGGACCCCGCCGCGGAGGCGGACGGAACCAUCGCAGACCUGCACUCGGUCCAGAAAAACCUCCUCGCGGCCUGGACUGUAGGAGUUUCCAAAAACGUGACGGAAAAAGACGUCAUGCUAAAUUACACAGUCGUUUGUAUCACUUACUUUUUCUACAUUCUGCAGUUUAUAAAACGUCCUUUCCCAGCACUUGAUCUUUCCUUAAGCACGAGCCCGAGGCAUCCUGCGUGGGUGCUUUGUGUCUUUCAGCUCCUCCAGCAGUGCCUGUCGGCCCAGCGCUGGGACCUGCGGGGCCGGCCGGCCGUGCGGGCCCUGGUGGCGCUCACCGCCAGCGCGCUGCAGCUCCUGCUGGCCCCGCGGCACCGGGGCCGGGCCUUCUCCGAGCGGCUGGCCGCCUGCGCUCAUUUACUCAGGAUGGUGGCUGACCACUUAGAUGGCGUGGACCAUCUUCAGCCUGAAGUCUCGGCGACAGCUGGGGGGAGUAGAACAGCCAGUCAGGACUCCCUGGUGGUCCCCAUUUUUCACACAUUUCAAGGCAGUGCUUCCCGGGGCGACUGGCCUGGGAACUCGUCUUUCAGGAUCCGUCCUCCAGGAGCAAACCUCGUUCAGCAGCCAGGACGCAGGCUGGUGUUUCUGUGGAGAGUCCUGUAUAAAAAGACAGUAUGGUAUCAGACACAGUUAAGUCGAAGAGUUCCUGAAGGUGACAGACCGUUCCCUGCAAAGGUGGCCCAGGAAGCCGCUGCUGUCCAGUCCCUGUUAUGUCACAUCCAGGCGCACUUGCAGGCGGCCGGAGCCUGCUUGGGCCGAACCUUACAGCUCAAACCCAUCAGCGGUGAAGAGUGUUUCCUGUUGGGAUCCUAUGAAAAGGCUGUUGAACUGUGGAGGAAAGCUCUGCAAGAAACCCAAGAGAACGGAGGAAGAAGGACCUGCUUUCUUCAGACGCGCUAUUACCUGUCCCUGUUGUACUGCCACCUGUAUCGCUAUAACUUAAACGACGCCCAGGGAUUGUGCGACCAGCUCGUGAGAGGCCUGCUGCGAUGGUCCCGCCUCCCCGUGAGGGACAGUGAGGAGAGUGCGGCGCCCGCGUUGGGACCGCCCGGGCCUGCGCACCCCGAGGCCGCGGUGAGGGUCGUCCAGUCCAUGGCCCGGUUCAUGGCCGCCUAUUUCACCAACCAGCGGCUCUGCGUCCUGCCCCCUCACCACGUGAACGUCCUGCCGCCCCUCCACGUUAGAACAGAGCCGGCCCCGCGGAGCGUCCCCCUGCAGCGCGCGGCGGCGGCCCGGGCCGUCCGAGAGCAGAGCCUCUCCCGCGUGUGGACCGCGGACUACGCCCUGGAGCUGCUGCUGAUCGGCGGCCUGGUGCCGGAGGCCGUGUGGCUGGCCCGGGAGCUCGGGGACUGGAAGACGGCUGUGUCCAUCGGCGUGGCCUGCCAGCUGAGCCGCCGGGGCCGCGGCUUCUCCAGGUUCAAGAAAAAGGGCCAGAAUCUGCCGUUCAACAUGACUCCAGCAGGGAUUUUCCAGGAGAAACUCCAGUGUCUGUUAGGUCAGCCGGCCUCUUCGGAAGCAAAAAGAGAAAUGGGCUCAAAAUACAAACAGUUUACAGAUCCCAUUGAAGAGGAGGACGCGCACCUGCUGCUGGGCUCCGUGCGGGAGGUGCUGAAGGCCGCGGCCAUGGCCGAGGCGGAUGUCCUCUCGGAGACGUGGCAGCUUCUGGUCCGCUCCGCCAAGGACUUCAGCCGGAGGCUCUGGGGCCUGGUGCCCGGCGGCCUGUACCUCCCCGCCCCUCCGCUCUACUGUCCUCAGCCUGCUCUUCUCAGCGAAGAGGACGGCGACGAUCUCCUGUUAAGAGCGGAGAAGGAGACCCGCCAGAAGGUGUCCGGGAUCCUGCAGCGCCUGCUCCUGCUCCUCCGCGCGGCGCGCUGCUCCUUCCCGGCCGCGCAGUGGUACAUCCUGCAGCUGCGGCGGGCCAGGAAGGUCAUGCAGAAGAUUCGAAUGAAAGGGUCCCUCCCCUCCCUGAGUCCCUUCCCUCAGUCAUUGCUGCACUACUGCCUGGGCGGCGUGGCCUUCUUCCGACCCGGAGCAACGGGAGACAGAAAGCUGGAUGAGGUUUCCAUUAAAGCAAUAGGGAGUUUCCGGGACCUCUGUGCGCUGUGCUGGAUGCUGCAUGUCCGGGAUCAGCUAUCCCGCAGCUGCAGGCAGUACCAGAAAGCAAGAGAAGACGCGGGGGGAAAGGAGGACCCCGCCGUGGAGUUGGACUCGUGCGCGGUCGAGCACUGUCUCUGUGCGGUGGAGUGGGCUUGCAGAAUGCUGCCCUUCUCUCGCUUUUCUAACGUCGAGGAGCUUGUUCAGGAUCUGAUUCUGAGCCUUCUUGGAGAUCUGCCACCGGUCAGAAAGGUAGCAGACAUUUUUGUGAAAGCGUUUCCCAAUCCUGAGGACAUCAGGGUUCCUUUAAGAGAAAAAUACCACUCUCUCCGGCAGAGACUCAGCCACUGCGUCGUGAAAGGUCCCCACACCGAGGAGACCCUGUCUGUCGCCAUGCGUGCCCUCCACAAAGUGAGGGCGAAGGCCCUCAGACGCGUGCAGAGGAACAUCGGGCCCUUCGAGACGCACGUCUGGGAGCCCGCGGAGGACAAGCCCGCCGGAGGUCCCGGGUUCGAGGGGUGCUCCCUGGGGACGAGCCCGAGCAGGAGCACACUCACAGACCUGGGCACGCCCCCGGGCCACAGCGAGGCCGACACGCUCUCGGAGGCUCGGUCGGCCGGAGGAAGGAGCGGGACGCCUCUCCAUGGCAGGAAGGCUCCAGAUCACGUGGAAUCAACGCUGACUGCUAAGCCCAGUGAUGACCAGAACGUGGGUGAUCAGAAAGGAAGCCCGACAAGGAGAGAUCAGGAAAAGGCGUUACAGCACGCACUGCCUGUGAUCGGUGUCUGGGAGUUUGAACGUGACGACGACGAGUACGUGAAGUUCCUGGACCUCUUCCUGAGUUACGUUCUGGAGCGAGACCUGCGUGGUUGCGAGGACCCCGGCGUUCCAUUGCUGACGAGCUUCUCGGGGCAUCUUAGAGAACUGGAACUGAACCCUCUGCUCUCGGGCGUGCACGCAGCAUUGCUCCGCCGCCCGGGCGAGGCCAGGGGCCAGGCCGUGUUCCGAGCGGGCUCCUGCUUCGAGGUCGCUCCGGAGCCUGAGGACCCAGAAGGCCCGGCGCCUCCAGCCCCAGGGCUGGCCGCAGGGCCCAGGCCCCCUCCAGAGAACCUUCUGGGUGGUUUUACUGAAAACAGCGGGGAGAGCGGCUUGUUCGGUUUAAAGCGGAAGGCACUCUACAGGACACACGGUGAUGGUGCAGACAAGCCUCGCAUCCCGCGGCUGUCGAGCCGGAGUGCGUGGGCUGCCGAGGGCAGUUGCAGAGGAAGGUGUGUGUUCAGAGUGAUCGGGGGCAGUGACUCAGGCCCCCUGGCCGAGCUCCCUCCUGCGCUGGGUGCAGCGGGCGGCGCAGGGCUGCAGGGGCUGCUGGAGUGGAUGCUGCGAUGGGCCGCCCGCAGGCUGCCCUGCGACCCCAGCCUCCUGGCGCCGGCCCAGGCCCGGCCUGUCCUCCGGGUGAGAACCUCUGCGGCUGCCAUUCUGACAUCACUGUGGCUCUCGGAACAGCCCUACGCUGCUGCCUACAAGGCAAAGAGUGCCAAGGCAAAGAGUGCCGUUAUGGAGGUGCCAGAGCGUCCUCGCCCCGGGUCUCCGAUGGGGCCCCCCGGUGAGGGUGCCUGCAGGAUGCGCGCCGGCUGCUCGGUGGCAGGGUCCGGGCCAGGGGGGCCCGGCGGAGGGGAUGGCCCCAGUGAACCUCGUCGGAGCGCCCUGAAAAUGCCAACUGAAGCCAAAACCCCUGAAAUGAAGGAACCCAAUGAUGAGGGUAUUUCUGUCACUGAUGACACUGAUAAACAAUUUAUAGACAUCAUCGACGAGGACCCUUUAAGAGUAGAAACAUUUACACAGGAGGAACUGGAGACACUCCCAUCAGACCACGAAGAAGACGCCAAAGGACCUGCGGGAAGCCCCGAGAGUCCCCACCCCGCCGCUCACACGCAGACGUCACCACGGCUGUUAGAACAGUCCGCAGGAGCGGCUCCGAGUCCGCGGGGGGACCCGGUGGAGAGAUGUGAGGAGAAACAGCCGGCGGCACAGAAUGGGGCCCAGACCCCUGCAUGUGAAGAGAAGUCGUCCCCGGACCCACCCGCGGUGCCCAAUGGAGUCAGCGUUGCUUCACAAACCCUGGUGCCCACCCCGCCGCCGGCCCCGCGCGGCGAGCCCCGGGCGCCGCUGCCAGACUCUCCCGGUUCUGUUAGGCAGAUGCUCCAGGACGAGAUGUUCAAGUUAGUUCAGCUGCAACAGAUCAACUUCCUGACUCUAAUGCAAAUGGCAGGGUCCUCCCUCCCCAGCCUCCCGGACGCCCACGGGCUGGCCCCGCAGCCGCGGUCCGCGCGCUCGGCGGGAAGCCCGGUGUCCAGCCCGCCCGGGGGCAGCGGCGGGGACGGCUCCAGGGCGAAGCUGAAGGAGAAGCUGCCCGUCCCGCUCCCGGCCACCGGGGAGCCCGCCGGGGAGCCCGGCGCGGAGGGCGCGCCCUCCCUCCCCGGAGCCGUGCCGGCCGCUCCGAGUGCCGGUGACCCUCCGAGUGGCGGUGACCGUUCGCAGAAUGUUCCACAUGGGCAUGUUCCUUGUCAGUUAGAAGGCCAACCGCGGAAUAGCGGUCUGAAUACAGCACCUGGGAGCUUACCGCCGACUUCGCUUCCCCCGGCCGCCGCGGGACACGCUCGCCUCCGCCUUCUGUCCGCACCCCCUGCCACCCCGAGGGCGCCCCCUCCGCCCCCGGCCGCCGCGCUCAGGCCUGGCGAUGCUUUUCCUCUGCUCCGGCUCCAGCCGGACCCCGGUUCUCAGCCCCUCGUCUUCCCGGCGGACAGAGCUCCGUGGGUCCCCCCCAGGGGCCUGCCGCCGCCCCGAGAGGCCUGGGGGCCCUGCGGUUCCCGCCAGCCCCCUGCGCCCCAGAAAGCGGGGCACACGUCAGCGCCCCCCGGGACCCGGAGCCCCCGGAACACCGACGCCCCGCGGCCGGCAGCGGAGCCGAAGCGAGGGCCGGGGACUGGGAUGACAGAACCCCCCGAGCACCUGGACCUGGGUCAGUGUGUGGGACAGGAAGACCUGCCGCCUCGGCGGGACGCGUCAGCGUUCACGCAGCCGGAAGGAGUGUUCGAGGUGCCGGGGCCCCCGGCGCUACCUCCCCGGUAUUCCUUCGGGUUCCCGCUGCUGCACCUGCAGCCGCGCCGCGCUUUCACGUUCUUCUCCGUCUCGAGAGCACCGGUGGCGGCCCCCUCCGUGGCCGUCAGAGCGGCGGCAGGAGAGAGGCGGCCCCCAGGCUUCUCCUUCCCUCCUUCCCGCCCGGCUCCGGGAGACGCGUGCAGAACCCCACAGCUGACUCUGAUUGAAAGCCUCAUUGUGUCUAAGCAAAGCCAGCGGAGACCGACCCCCGAUUUACUGGAGCGAGGAGACCCCGGGCACCUCCCGCUCGGAAAGGACAAAGGGGAGCCGUCUGAAGAGAGGCCAGGGAAGGGCGGCAGGAAAAGGCAAAGACGACGAGCUGAGAAAGAGCUGCAAGAGAAACGCUCAGAGAAGCAGAGGAGAAAACCGAGUGUGGCCGCUGCCGUCCUUCCUGACGGGGACUCGGGAGCAGCUGGGAAAGCCGAGGAGCAGCGGGCGCAUCGUGGGUCCCAGACGUUGGAGGCCUUUGAAGUCCCUCUGGAAACGCUACAGGGUGACGUCACCACGUGCGCUGGGCUGCAUUUCAUGGCCGCUGUGAGGAGGAACGCUGUGGGGUGUCAGGAUGCAAGCACCAACACAGACCCAGACAAAGAAGCUGCUUCUCAAGUGGUUUCUGAAUGUCAGAAAAAUCCACAAGCCAUUUCCUCCACACCAGAAUGUGAACCUGUGACUGUCCCCGAGCCGUUGCCUCCAGAUGUGUUUCUGAAUCUCAGCCUUCCCUCCGGACGGGCAGAGAAGCCUUUGUCACCUUCAGCCUCGGACACGGUUGGACACACUUACAUAAAUGUGAUUGACAUUGAAGCUGGCCACCUGCAGGAACUGCCUGUCAGAGAGCCUUCCGACGAGGACGUCCCCCCACGGCAGGCGGAAGGGCCGACCUCGGCAGCGUUACAUCACAUGGCCGCCUCCGCGCCCGCUGCUGCUCCCCUGCGCAGGGUGAAGAGUCAAGGACCCGCCAGUUCUGCGGUGGACUUGCCUCUCACACCUGCAGAGGCGUCACCGUCCUGUGUGGAGGUGGGAGGCUGGAGAGCAGGCGCUGCCCAAGCGGAGGAGCCCGGGGUCCCCUCCCCUCCAUCGUCAGUCGGAGAGGACAGAGACGUGCCGAAGCCAGCUUUCCAAUUCAAAGAAGAGAGCUCACAGCCGGAUGCCGCGGAAGGGGGCGGGCUGCGGGACUACCUGCUGCAGGAACUGCUGCAGGGCGCCCCCGCUCCUGGCCCUGCGCCCCGCCCUGCAGCGCGCCCCCAGCUGCAGCGCCUCAGCUCUCAGCUCCGGAAAAUUGACGCGCAGCUGCUGGCCAUACAGAGCAUCGCCGACCGCAUCGAGCAGGACUUCCCUGAGCACGGGAUGGUGGACCCGGCGGUGGACCGGCACUGCCAGGAGGUUGAAUCUGUGGAUGACAUUGAAUUGUCUUCUGGCCCUGAAUCUGAAAAAACACUGGCUUCAAAACCCAUUACCAUUUCCAAAGAAGACUCUGGACUAGUGCAUUUCCUGACUCAUAUGAAUAAGGAAGAUCAAAGUGACAAAGAACAGACUUUUGAAGAUGAAUUUUCAGUAACAGAAACUCAUUCUCGUCCGAAAACGUGUGUGUUUCCUUCUGCCGACUCAGUUCUCAGCCUCUCCAGUGACCAGAAUACAAGUUUUCCUGGUGUGAAUAACAAUGAUGAGUUAUUUGAGAGCGUUUCAGCAGAUCCACUCCAGAUGACGGGGCUGACUGACAUUGCAGACAUUAUUGAUGACCUUAUCACCAAAGAUGGAGUUUCCAGCAAAGAGCUGGGAUUAACAGAACAACAAGCCAGGAGCAUCUCUAGGAUUCAGCAAUCUUCCAGUAGCCGAUCUGGAAGAACUGCCAAGGAGAGGAGAGAGAUUCAAGUCUGGAUGAGAAGAAAGCGGAGAGAGAGGAUGGCGGAGUACUUACACCAGCUGGCGGAGAGGAGGGGGCAGGAGCACGACCCCUUCUGCCCCAGGAGCAAUGUGUUUUACAUGACUUCAAGGGAAAUCAGGCUGAGACAAAAGAUGAAGCAUGAAAAGGACAGAUUGCUACUCUGUGACCACUACAGUCGUCGCAUUUCACAAGCAUACAGUCUGAUGAACGAACUGCUGUCUGAAUCGGUACAUCUACCGGCACAGAAGCCAUCGCCUAGCAAGCCCCGGACUGCUCACACUGCCAGGCUGCAGAGCUCCCUUUCUCCAAGAAGAGAGACCCGAUAUGGUCACAACUUUCCAAUAAAUCGACCUGGAAAAGUCAGAUAUAUAUCCAAACCAAGUUAUAUCCCAAAAGGGAAAUCUUUCGGGCAACCUCAGAGCUCACCUUGUCCACAUGGAACUGUCACUUUUACCCAGAAAAAAGCUGGUGGAGCCAGAGGGGCACGGAGAAAGGCUGUGCACUCGCCAGUCACCUUCCGAAAAGGCUCUGCUGCUCCCUGUCUACACCAUUCAAAACAGCAGGGGAGUGCUGGGCUUGGCCCUCACACCGAGCAGGUGUGUGCAGAGGAUGAGAGAGAGGAGACUGUGGUGAGUCCCUGGCUGGUGCCCUCAGACAUCCGCAGGAUUCUUCACGGAAGUCACAGUUCCCUUCUACAAGACUUGUCACCAACUGAAGAAGAGCCAGCGUCCCCUACUGGGGAGGGUGGCAUGGACAGUGCCUCUGAGAGCACUGGCAGCAUCCUCAGCAAGCUCGACUGGAAUGCGAUCGAAGACAUGGUUGCCAGCGUGGAAGACAGGAGCCUGUCUGUCCACUGGGCCCUGGAUCUGUGAGGCCUGCAUGUAUUCUGUGUCCAGGGCCAGCAGCACAGUGGUGUGGGCUUAAGGAAGGGAAGCAAUACCGAGAGGGAUGUGAAUUUACCACCUGCAGCCAUAGAUUACCUGGGCAAGCCAUUUCAAGAGGGAAAAUAAACAUUUCUCAAUAAUUUUGCUUUCCUGGGAAAGGGUUCUUUAAUUAUAGAUGUAUUAUAUGUUUUUGCAUUUGACUUAUAUUUGGGCAUUAUUUUUUAAAUGAUAAAAAAAUAAAACGCACCUUUCAAGCUGA
Eptesicus fuscus (big brown bat) is the source of this 10033-nucleotide messenger RNA. RefSeq names its product ciliogenesis and planar polarity effector complex subunit 1 (gene CPLANE1). Gene Ontology annotation, biological process: cilium assembly. Gene Ontology annotation, cellular component: ciliary transition zone. The record is from RefSeq and is a predicted model, not a curated record. The coding region runs from base 40 to 9762 and encodes 3240 amino acids. NCBI's taxonomy places the organism in Eukaryota, Metazoa, Chordata, Mammalia, Chiroptera, Vespertilionidae. The transcript has 52 exons.